This is a messenger RNA of Betta splendens (Siamese fighting fish), 1967 nucleotides long. It is a transcript of the gene jkamp, whose product is annotated as jnk1/mapk8 associated membrane protein. Lineage: Eukaryota; Metazoa; Chordata; Actinopteri; Anabantiformes; Osphronemidae. Gene Ontology annotation, molecular function: ubiquitin protein ligase binding. Gene Ontology annotation, biological process: response to unfolded protein. The record is from RefSeq and is a predicted model, not a curated record. Gene Ontology annotation, cellular component: membrane. The coding region runs from base 162 to 1085 and encodes 307 amino acids. The transcript has 7 exons.
AGCUGGCGCUAGGUGGCGCUAAUUCAGCCUGCAGACGCUGCCUCGAGCCAUUCGCCGUGUUUCCUCAUCCGGUUUAGAUGUCAACCAUAGACGCUGGCGCAUACAAGCAAAAUAAUCAUUUAAUCAUUAGCGAAUAAUCAUUUCACUAUUUGCUGGCUCAGAUGGUUCUGACUAUGAGCGCAACAUGUCCGGGCCUGUAUUGUGGCAGGAUGAUGGUCAAUGGAUCAGUGGAGGGACUGUGUGGUGUCUGUCCACGUGGGGAACGGGCCAACCUCCAGAAGGUUUGCGAACGCUGCAAUGGGUCCCCAGAUCUUUAUGACUGGCUUUAUCUGGGAUUCAUGGCCAUGUUACCGCUAGUGCUGCACUGGUUCUUUAUUGAGUGGUACUCCGGGAAAAAGAGCUCCAGUGCUCUGCUGCAGCAUGUCACAGCCAUGUUGGAGUGCAGCGCGUCAGCAGUGGUCACUGUGCUCAUCACAGAACCCGUGGGAAUGUUCGGCAUCCGAUCCUGUCGAGUCCAGAUGCUGUCGGACUGGUACACCAUGCUAUACAACCCCAGUCCAGAUUAUGUCAACACGUUACACUGCACCCAGGAGGCCGUCUACCCGCUCUACACCAUCGUGUUGAUCUACUACGCCUUCUGCUUGGUGCUCAUGAUGCUGCUGCGUCCGCUGCUCGUGAAGAAGAUUGCGUGCGGUCUGGGUAAAUCUGACCGCUUUAAGAGCAUCUAUGCUGCUCUGUACUUCUUCCCUGUCCUCACCGUGCUGCAGGCUGUGGGCGGAGGGCUGCUCUACUAUGCGUUUCCCUACAUCAUACUGGUCCUGUCCCUGGUCACACUGGCCGUUUACAUGUCCGCCUCCGAAAUCCAGUCCUUCAAAAACCUGCUUGUAAAGAAAAAGCGUCUGGUCGUCCUGUUCAGCCACUGGCUGCUCCACGCAUACGGCAUCAUCUCCAUCUCGCGGCUUGACAACCUACGGCAGGACCUGCCCCUGUUGGCCCUCGUGCCGGGACCCGCGCUGUUCUACAUCACCACAGCCAAGUUCACCGAGCCCAGCCGCAUCCUGUCUGAGGGCGGCCCCGGGCACUAAGACGACUUGAUGAGACCAAACCUGCUCAACCAAUUCAUUUGGAGGAAUUGUCUUAAAAUUAUCUGUCAACAUCAAACAGCUCAGUGAUACUUAUUUAAAACGGUACAAUCUAUUUAUUAUGCCUGUCUUUUAAUGCAAACAGGACAGAUGAUCUGAUUUCACUGCUCAUAAGUGGUCAUUUGUUGAUCAUCAAACCCACAAGGCUUCCUAUGGAAGGCCUAUUUGUGCAGCUGUAGUUAUGUUUGAAUGCUGGCAUGUUGAAAUCCUUUUUUUUAGAGUAGGUCACUUAAUUUAAAGGUCACAUUUAGCUUAAAAAACGCAUUUGCUUUAGAGGUCCAUGUGUGAAUAUUGUACAUUUUCUCAUAAUUAAUCAUUGUUGUGGCUAAAGAAAGACUUCUGGCUGUGAUCAAGUGGAAUCUAGCCACAUCCAGCCAAAACAAAACAAAUACAAAAACUUUUUUUUUUUAAUUUAAACAUCCAGUUACAUGUUCAUGCAUAUGAAGACAAAAGCCUCUCGGGAUUAUGGAUGGGGGAGAACAGAAGCACCUGUCUGCUGGUUCUGAUCCAAGAUGUAAUCAUGGAAGAUGCCUUCAGUCAGUUGUGAGUUGAUGAAUGUCUGUACAUUAAUGUAAAUAUGUAAGUAGUUGUAAAUCAUGUUGAGUAAAUAACAGCAGUAGCUGCUUCUGCUGUGUUCAGUGAAGUCUGAAACACGCAACUCACCGCUUCCAUCACUUCAGGCCUGGUCAACCAGCUUCUACUUGGCUGGAGCUGGAAUUCAUGGGCUGUUUCUUUCCCUCCUUUAUUGGAAUAUUUGUGCAAACUGUUGUGAAAACAUGUCUCAAGCUACUUUUACGAAGUAAAGUGCAACCUGCCUGAAAACAA